AAUAAUAUCUAUGGAAGGUGUUGAAGUAGCUGUUAACUGCGCAGUGUGUGGUCACUAGUAGAUGUAUCUACGAUGAGGCUUGUGGGUCUCGUGGAAGUUUUCGACUAUUCAAAACAUCUCUCUCUUCAAAAACGUGAGUCAGUCGUUUCUCUGACUCAUGCUCACGGCCAUGAUUUUCUUUUACUACAAAAUCCGCACAACAAAGCUGGCAUCAAAUACAAGCUUUCAGCAGAAAAUGUGGAGCAAGUAUUUUUUGGAGUCUUACGCAAAAGACAGCUUACCAUUAGGUUGAGGGAACCACCUCAUGAAGUGAGAAUAACUAAUAAUGUGAUUUUUAUUCAAAGCUUUGGAAAUCUUGUGAAGUUUCUAAGCAAACCAGUAGGUCCAUCAGAAACUGUAAAAGAGUCAAGCAGUCAGAAACAGUUGGAAGAUUUCAAAAAUAAGAAACAGUUGGAAGAUUUCAAAAAUAUGCCUCAGAACCUGAAAGUGCUUAAGCUCCACCACAUUGAAAUGGAUUAUCUUCCAGAUGAAAUUGCAGGACUUCAGCAACUUACUCACCUUGAAGUUGUAAACAGCAACCUGGUUGAAAUUCCAGCAUUUGUUGGCACUCUUCCCUUGACUGUGUUAAACCUCUCACGCAACAGAUUAGGUAUUAAAAGUAAUUGGGACUUCCUUGCAAGCCCUCUUCUGAAAGAGAACUUAAGACUACUUGAUUUACAGAACAAUAUGAUUCAGACUGUGCCCAAUGAAGUAGUGAAACUUAAUGGACUUUGGGGCUUACAUUUGGAUUAUAAUCUUUUACUUUCCAUUCCAAAUGGUGUUUUGGAAAUGAGGAAUUUACGGGACUACCUCCUGAAAACAGGCAAACUGCUACAGAACAAAAAUGUACACAACUAUAGUACCAGAGCGGAAUCAAAUAUACAUCAAAAAUAUCACAGAACAACCCCCUAUCAGAGGAGCAUAAUUAACAUUGGUGUAAUACUACACAAUAAGGCACUCAAUAUGGGAACUGCUCGCGACAUGGUAAAUGUCAAUACCUGCAUGCAGUUAAAUUGAAUCGCUGAGACAAAUUGUCAGGGAUGGCAUGACAGCAGCCCACUUUGGAAAUCUGUUCCUAGGGAUGUCUAUCUGCAGGUGUGAGCUAAUUAGAGAUGACAAUAUCUAGUGUAUGAUUUUUGUACAUGUUGUACCCACUAAUGUAACUAUGCCACAGUACAUAUUAUGAAUAAAAAAUUGUAGGGAUGCUCUAUUCACUGAUGUAUAUAGCUUUUCUACAUAUCGUGUAGUUUUUUCUCAGUUAUAUUCAUAAACCCCAAAGGUACGUAGGAAUAACUCUGUGUAACUGAAUAAUACAGUGUGUUUGGGAGAAGAGGAGGGAUCAGUCCAGUUUUUCGUUAGAUAGUAUGGCAGUAUACAGAAGUGUUGAAAAAGUAGAAUGUGUUGCUUAUUCAGUUGCAGUUCUGGGUGACUUCCAAUGCUUUAUUUUUUACUUGAAAAAAUAAAAAACUUCUACAUAAAAAACACAUAGGGACAGCUAUAUAGAACUGUUUCUGUCCAACCAGAGACUUUUGCUAUAUUGUCUCUUCUGCAUACUACCAGAAUAGCUAUAUGUAAACUAGGUUGAUCUCUUCCCUCCCCAACACACUACAUGUUUUCCAGUUAUAUAAUUUUACUGAAAACUUCAUCCUUAAAAAACUAUAAAAAUUACUGAAAGAACUGUGACCCUGUCAUCCCUGUUAUCUCAUUUGUUGUAUAGUGACAAACUUUACAUUGAACGUGUAAAUUGGCACACUCUUAGAUUAUAUUGGUGAUUGUAGAUUCUUUGUUUCAUAGUCUACCAGAGGAAGUAAAUAACAUGUUUGUAACGAAGACUAGAAACAUGGGCUGGAUAAAAUAAAAUGAAUUUUUGUGAAAUAUAGGCAAAAAUGUGUUUCCUUGUGUAAUAAACACUCACACUAUUUUGUAAAGUGAUAAUUAUGUUUAAGUCAAACACUCUUUCCACACCCUCUCUCUCUUCUCCGCCACCUAUAGCACUAAAAGUUUUGUUUAGUAUUUUCUAUUAAAAGCCAAAUAAAAUCUUUUGUUAUGAGAGAUUUUCUCGUCAUAAAAAAAUGGAGAAUGUGCUGCGUGGCUUAUGGUUUCUCAUCUACUUGUGGUGCCUUCUAAUUAUGAAGACAUUUAUUUCUGAUUCAUCAUGACAGUGCAGUGAAGACAAAGAACUUAACUGAUGUAUUUUCUGAUAAGAGCCAGUAGGUAUGUGACUGAAGGUGCAUGCAAUACUGUCUUUUAAUAUGAAUUGCCUUUCCCCCAUCCAUAUAAUUCAAAGGUAUUUUGAACAAGGUCAGCAGGGUAAAUUAAUAGGUGUUAUUAUUAUUAUUAUUAUUAUUAUUAUUAUUAUUAUU
Messenger RNA from Schistocerca serialis cubense, 2402 nucleotides. RefSeq names its product leucine-rich repeat protein 1-like. Gene Ontology annotation, molecular function: protein binding. Bases 73 to 1056 code for a protein of 327 amino acids. NCBI's taxonomy places the organism in Eukaryota, Metazoa, Arthropoda, Insecta, Orthoptera, Acrididae. The transcript is spliced from 7 exons. The record is from RefSeq and is a predicted model, not a curated record.